AUGGAUGUGAGCGUGCGCGAGGCGUCAACUCGUCAGGUCAUCUUGCUACUGACGAUCGUCGCGUUGAUUAACCCAGAACACGCGCAUCACGCCACUCCGGCAAAUUACGGUUUCAGCCUGGCCAUCCUUUCGUCACGUCGCUACAGGAUCACGCAAGUGGCGCUCAGCGGUGAAGAAGCUGGGGGCGCUAGCGAGGAGGCUAUCGCGUUAACCGGUUAUCGUUAA
This is a messenger RNA of Puccinia triticina, 225 nucleotides long. RefSeq lists its product as uncharacterized. The record is from RefSeq and is a predicted model, not a curated record. Lineage: Eukaryota; Fungi; Basidiomycota; Pucciniomycetes; Pucciniales; Pucciniaceae. The transcript has 2 exons. Bases 1 to 225 code for a protein of 74 amino acids.